GCCGGGCAGGGUCCGGCCCAGAGCGCGGCCCUGUUGCUGCCGCGGUCGGAGGCGCAGCUGUGCCCCGGCCCGACGCGGGGCCGCCGUCUCGCCCGUCACAGGCGGCCCGGCGCGGCGGCCAGCGCGGGGCUCAUGGCCCAGUUCUAGGUCCAAUGAUUAGUUCUGUGACAAGACAGCAUGACACUUUGAGUAUGACAGAAGCCCUGAUGCUGCAGCAGAGGCUGGGAAUAUUAAUGGCCAAAUCUAGAGAUCAGAUGGUCUUCUGAAGAAGUCAUGGGUAGCUGUUGUAGCUGUCCAGAUAAAGAAACUGUCCCAGAUAACCACCGAAACAAGUUUAAGGUUAUUAAUGUGGAUGAUGAUGGUAAUGAACUGGGUUCUGGCAUAAUGGAACUUACAGAUACAGAACUAGUUUUGUACACCCGUAAAAGGGACUCUGUAAAAUGGCACUACCUCUGUCUCCGUCGCUAUGGCUAUGACUCAAAUCUUUUCUCUUUUGAAAGUGGUCGAAGGUGUCAAACUGGACAAGGAAUCUUUGCCUUUAAGUGUGCCCGGGCAGAAGAGCUAUUUAACAUGUUACAAGAGAUAAUGCAGAAUAAUAGCAUAAAUGUGGUAGAAGAACCAGUAGUAGAAAGGAAUAAUCAUCAAACUGAGUUGGAAGUACCAAGAACCCCUCGAACACCUACCACUCCUGGAUUCAAUGCACAAAGUUUACCCAACGGCUAUCCCAGAUACCCAUCUUUUGGAGAUGCUUCAUCACACCCUUCCAGCAGACACCCUUCUGUCGGCAGCGCACGCCUCCCCUCUGUCGGUGAAGAGUCAACACAUCCUUUACUUGUAGCAGAGGAGCAAGUGCACACUUACGUAAACACUACUGGAGUCCAAGAGGAAAGAAAAAAUCGAUCAAGUGUGCAUGUGCCACUGGAAUCAAAGCUUUCAAACACUGAAACAACUAAAGCAAAAGAAGAUCAGAUGUGUACUGAUGACAGAGAUGCUCAGGUUCUCCUGGAGCCUGAAGCAGUGAAGUUUGUUUUAGGACCAACACCUGUUCAAAGGCAGUUAAUGGAAAGAGAGAAACUGGAACAACUUGGGAGAGAUCAAGUUAGUGGCAGCAGCACAAACAACACUGAAUGGGACACUGGGUACGACAGUGAUGAACGUAGAGAGACACCAUCUGGUAAUAAAUUGGUGUAUGAAAAUAUAAAUAGGUUAUCAAUCCCUAGUGCCUCAGGGGUCAGGAGAGGUCGCUUGACAUCAACCAGUACCUCAGACACCCAGAACAUUAACAACUCUGCUCAGAGGAGAACUGCGCUGCUGAACUACGAGAACUUGCCAUCCUUGCCUCCUGUUUGGGAAGCCCGGAAGCUGAGCAGAGAUGAAGACGACAGUUUAGGACCAAAGACCCCGUCUCUGAAUGGCUACCACAAUAACCUAGAUCUAAUGCAUAACUAUGUCAAUACAGAGAAUGUAACAGUACCAGCAAGUGCUCAUAAAGUAGAAUUUACACGACGUCGGGACUGUACCCCAACAGUCUUUAACUUUGACAUUAGGCGUCCAAGUUUAGAACACAGGCAGCUCAACUAUAUACAGGUUGACUUGGAAGGUGGUAGUGACUCUGACAACCCUCAGACUCCAAAAACCCCCACCACUCCACUUCCGCAAACUCCAACCAGGCGCACAGAGCUGUAUGCUGUGAUAGACAUUGAAAGAACUGCUGCUAUGUCAAGCUUGCAAAAAGCACUGCCCCGAGAUGACGGUACUUCUAGGAAAACUAGACAUAACAGUACUGACCUGCCUAUGUGAGCCUGGGGAGCAUUGAAUCAUUUGCACCUUUUGUGAAGUUUAUAAAAUUGAAGAUGCGAGUACUUUGCAUUUCUUAACACUAACGCCUUUUAUAGACUAAUAGAACUUUUUCUGCAUACUUCAUGUACUUGUCUUACUAAAGGGAAUUAAUGUAGAGCAAGUAUUCAUUUUAGCUUAACACUAUUUCAUUCUACAGUAGAAGUAAUUACUGCAUAGCAGCAUCACCACCUUUCACAGUGCCUCUUUGAUUAGAGUCUGAGUGACAUGCCAGUUUUGAAUUUAUAAAUAUUCUGGUCUGGUGCCUAUAUUCAUUAAUGGCAUUUAUAACACUUUUUAAAGCCUCUUGAUAUGUGCAUUAUUAGCAGGUAAACCUAAUCUUUCAAUAUACAUAUCUGAUGUUCAUUCCUCAUUGAAGUGGUUCCUCCAGAAUGAAUUGUGUGUAAUAUGUUAAUUCACACAGUUUGACAUACACACGAUAUAUUGGUUCAUCUCAAGGAAUAUAAACAUCACAUCUUUUUUGUCUGUGGGCAAGAAGGCCUCUAAUUCCCGACAGUUUUCUUAACUUGUGUGAUAUUUGAGAGGUCCCAUUGAUGGUCGUUGAUCAGAGCUAUAAACACAUCAAAAAUCAACCUUAAGCUCCUUCCCAUGGAAUAGAAUUCCCAGUGACAUAUCAAAUUCCCUCUGAAAUCUGACAAAAAAUUUAUCUCAUUAGAGUUUUGGGGUUUUUUGUGAAGGAAUUCACAGGUGGGCUGUGUGAAUUAAGGCUCUCUUGUCAUUUCUUAGUUCAGUGUGCCUUCUUUUCUUUGCAUUUGUGUGUUUCCUUUUUAUUUGUUCCAUAAUGUCUUGUUUUAAAAGUCAUAAUUUUGUACAUAGCUUUAAUUGUCCAGGAUCAUCUAUGUAUUUGUCUUACUCUCUGCAUUUGACAAAGCAAGACUCUUGAAGGUCAAAUGGUUGUCUUCGUCCAGUGUUCUACUUUUUUAUGCCUGACAGAAAUAUCCCAGCUCUCCAGCCGCAUGCAUUAUUGCACAACUGGAAAGGUUUAUUAUGCAGUUAUUGUCUUCCUCUAAAGCAUCAAACACAGGUUACAUGGGAGGCAGGGUACUGGACUUGAUAGUUCUUUAUAGGAAGUUGUACGUUCUAGCAAUGUGCAUCCAUAGGUGAUAGUGUACUUUAAUUUAAAAAGAUACAUAGUAAAUUAUCUGGAGGUAGUAUUAUCUAUGAGCAUACUUGUUUUCCUUUUGCAGUUGGUGAAUUUGGUUACAGUGAUGGCUGCUCAGUGUUACAGGUACAUCCAGGUAGAAUGUUAUUUGUUGAAUAUGCCAGAGGCACCUAGACUUUUUUUUUUUCUGUUUUGUUUAUUAAUACUCUGAAUAAUCUUAGAAUUCUGGCAGUAUUGCAGGUGCACCUUGGUACUAGCAGCAGAAGAGAUUGCUCUUGAGCCUGUGAUUGCAAAGGAACCGACACUUGUGUGAGCUGGUAUGAUGUAAAAUUACCCUUGAACUGUGAGGAAAAACAUGCAAGAAAAGCCAUUUGGAGAUCUGAAAAAGCAUUAGGUCUCCAUGCAAUAUUUGAAUUGAAGUUUCAUAAAAACCAAACUACAAUUAUUUUCUGUCUUUUAAAUUGGUGUGUAUUUCUGUUCCUACAACUUUUUUCUUUGGUCUUCUCUCAUUUAGUAGUGAAGCAGUAGUAGCAGCACCUGAAAUAUGUCUCUUGCCAUACCAAUAGGUGGCAUCAGGCCAUCUUUUUCACUCUGGCUUUCAUUAUUCUUUACAGACUGUAUGGUACUGAAAUACCAGAUGGACAAACAACAUAAUUUACUGAAGUAAAAGACGGGAGUCAUUAAGACUAUUGUGAGGAACUUAAAAGAGAUUUUUUUUUAAUAAAAAAAUUAAUUAAUUACUUCAUGGUCAGCUUCUGCAUACUCUUGUGAUAGACUUGCUGACUUGUGAGGAGACCUUGGUACUCAAGAAGGUAAAGACUACCUAGAGCUAGGCAUUUUAAAGGUUGUAGCCAGGUGGGGCAUUGGUCUCUUCUCCCAGUCAGCCAGCAGCAGGACAAGAGGACAUGGGCUUAAGCUAAGAUGUUAGCAAGAAAUUCUUCACAGAAAGGCUGAUUAGGCAUUGGAAUGUGCUGGACAUGGCAGUUGGUGCCAUGGUCUUGUUGACAAGGUGGUGUUUGGUCAUAGGUUGGCUUCAGUGAUCUCAGAGGUCCUCUACAAGCCUACUGAUUCUGUGGUUCUGUAACUGCUCCCUCACAUCUUUGCCAUUGCCUCACCUUAUGGACCUCCUGGUCUUUACUGAAGAGAAAUUACCAUGUAUUACAACUUAGUUACUGGGUUAAUAAUAUUGGUGUGAUUCUUGUUCUUGGCAUAUAGCUCACUUAAAUUUGUGAGCUGCAUGUGUUUUGAGGCAAACCUGUUUGAUCUAGCUAGCUGCUUAGCAAUAUAUGGUCCUCAUCUGUAUAGUUUGGACUAAUUAACUGAACCCUUAAAACACACCUGUGAGGCAGGGAAGUAAUAAUAUUCUUAACUACUAAAUAGGGAAGCAGGGGCUUUGGGUAGAUCAUAAGUGACCUGCUGAAAUUUCAACAACCAGCCAUAUCCCUCCUUAGUUCCAGUGCACUGUCCUAUGCAUUUAUUUUGAAUAGUCUCAGAUAAAAAGAAUGGUCUGAGCAAAUUUUUUACAUUGUUGCAAGUUUCACAAUGUUUUCUUAGCUCUGGUCCCCAGAAUUGAGAACAUAAUGAAAUUUCAACUGUCUGUAGCCUUAAUUAUAUUAAGAAGUCUGAUGACAUAUUUUCCAGGACUACUUUUUAACCUGUUAUGUUUCACAGGUGGGAUAACACUUUCUUGUUUUGUGUACGCUGCAAACAUGCUGGGUAGUCCCUGUCACCCACACUACUCAUCUUUAGCAUUCCUUAUUUUCUGCCCCUUGAAGUAGAUGCAGUUGCAAUGCACUUUACCCUUUGAGACUUGGUAAAUAUUUUUUCAAUUCAGUCUCUUUUAAAGGCUGUGAUGUUAGAUUUAGUGUCUGUAAUCUAGGAUUCAGUUUUCAGCUGAAAUCUCUCCAUGGUAUUUAGAACAUAUUUAUUUUGGGCCCACAGGUGUAUAGACUGAGAAAGUAGAAAUAUGUAACCAUUUUCUUUAGUAAAUGUGGUGUGUUAAGUUUACAUAAACUAGAUCCUGUAAAAAUGGUAGCAUAUCCAUCCAAUUCUGCUUUUCAUCCAUAAUGUGCAGUUGGUUGCUGCUCUUCAAACACAUUUGACAAGGGGAAACCUUUAACUGUAGGUAUUCCUUUAGUGCAAAGAUUUGGGAAAGACAUACAUUACUGUAUAUUUUAAACAAGGAAACUCAGUUGUUAAAGAUCACAGAAAAGUGACCAAAAGUACAUAAUAUUGUGCUAGAAAUACAGGGAAUGAGAAUUUAUUCCAUUGUUAUAUCAGGAAAAUUAUCUUUUCCUCAAAAUCGUGUCAGAAGGAGGACCAAUUGUUUUAAUUAUUGUGGUGUUUUUUGCUAACUUUCUAAAACAAUAUUGAAAAAGAGCAUUCUGAAAACCGUGACACUCGUUAGAACAUCUUAUGUUUCCCCCAAUAAGCAUGUUCUACAUGUAACAGGGAUUGAAUCUGAUGAUGUGCAUUGAAGCACUAUUACUAUUAAAGUCUUCAGACCUUUUCUAGAAAAUAUAAGUGUUGAAGUAGAAAUUUCAUAUAAUAAAUUGAUAAAAUGUCCUUCUCCCCACCGCCCCCCCACUCAAAUUGUGGAUAUUUGUGUGUGUUUGCACCUCUGAUUAGGGCUUGGGUGUAAAAAGGAUCACAGAAAUGCACGGAAAUAAUGUAAAGUGUACAAAGUCCAAACCAAUGUCAAAACAGGGCUGCUUUUUAUAGGUGACAGAUCAGCAAUGGAUUUUGCUGGUUUUAUAACACUGUGUAUUGGCUCAAAAUCUGUUCUUGUUUUUGUUUUAUAUUUACCCGCUUCUCAAUGAGAGACAUUCAAGAGAGAGCAGAUUGUUCUUACUCACUGUCGGUGAAGUAAGAGUGGAAAUUCUGAUUCAUGUCAGUAGUUUGAGCAUACAAUGAUGUAUCUGAUUUGGACAUCUAUUUUUAAGCAGUAUUUCUCGCUUCAUGUAAGGUGAGAUCAAUGGUGAAAUUCCAUUUCUGCACUGUACUAAUUUAUUUAAUGGCUGCAAAUAAGAUGAAACUAAUGGAGUAGGAACUAGUAGUGGUCUUAAAUCUGAAAUUCUCCUGUUUCCCUAAAGGAGUCUGGUCCUUCAUUGUGAUAGAUAGAGUUAGGUGGUUUUGGAAUUUAAUAUGAUCUUUCCCAUCUCUUCCUUGAGGUAGCAAUUCAGGCAUUUAUAUUUGACAGUAUUUACUUAAUAUAAACCUAAGUUCAUUUAUUAUAUCUUUAUUUUUAAUUCAUAUACACUCCAAGAAAAAAGAAAACCAGAAGAAAUUCCACCACAAAAAACUGCGUUAAGUUGGAGUCAGGUUUGCUGAUGUCCUUCUUACAGAAGAUUAUGAAAAAGGAAGUCAUGUUGAGGUUCUUUCACAAUCUUUAGGAAUUACUUCCUCUUUUGGACAAGAUGAGUGAAUCAGAAGGAAAAAAAAGAGCAACUUAGCAUCUGCAACUCUGACCAUGUAUACAUUAUUUCUUGUGCUGUGCUGUGCUGUGUGGUGUGUGAGUAAGUCUGUCAGAUGUCUUAUGAGGAUAUUUUCCUAACAUGGUGUUUACUCCAGAUUAACGCAGUAUUUUGUUUGGAAGUAUGUAGGUGUACAGGUAGAAAUAGAAUAUGAGAAAUAAGGUUGAUGAACAAGUGUUGGACAUUUCUAUAUUUUUAUACAUUAUGAAGGGCAUUUUUGGAAUUUUUCUUGCAGUUUUAGUAAUUAUUUAGUGUGGUAAUAUACAUAUAUUGUGACAAUGUUUUCCGCUAUAUCCAUUACUUUGGUGUAAUUCUAUUUUAUGUAGCACAUAUGUGUAUAUAGAAAGGAGAUUAUGUAAAAACUGUCAUUAAAAAAUAGGCUCAAGCCCUUCAGAACAGGGACCGUCUUCCUCUGUGUCUACAAAGUACUAAAUGCCUUGGGGUCCCAGCUAGAGCUCCUGUCUGAGACCUGUAGUGACUGAAUUGCCAAGUGAGGAGUGUGGGGGAAGCAGCUCCCUGCUUUCCGUGAGAAGCCUUAGUAUGAAAGGUGCCAUGAAGCUCACCCUGCCAGUCCCUGCUGCUGGGGCUGUGCAGUGUAUGGCUGUCCCCAGCACCGCCUGCCAAGCGACCCACAGAGCCCAUAGUAUCCUUUGCUCCAGUCCUUCUCCUUGGCAAUUGGAAAGGAAGUCUGACAAGGAGCUUUGAUGCCAUCAGGAAAUCUUCCUUGUUAGGGGGGUGACCCUUCCAGAGCUUGUUUGGUCUGCAUGCAGUGUCCUUUGAAGAGGAAGAAAUGAUUCCUGUUGACUUCAAGGGCCACUGGAUGUGCUCCUGCAAAAUCAAGUACUGCUGGUGUAACAGCUCUGUUAUACCUGAGGACCUGCUUGGUCAAGUUCUUCAGGAACGGUCUAAGAUGAUGUAAAAAUAUAUUUAAUUACAUGUACUGAAAACUAAAUCCUAUUUGUUGUGGUCAGAGUUCAGAUAAUUAUGGGAAUUUCGAUUUCUUAGUCAUAGUUGCAUAUAUAUUGCUUUAACUGUUGUGUAUGAAAGAGGAAGUGAUUCUAAAAUGUGUGAAAGAUCAGGAUUACACCUGUUUCUUAAUGGUAAUGUUAUUUAGGAAUGGAUGUCAGCGAAUUGAACUCCAUAAAAAUGCAGGUUUUUUUGCAUUGGAAUAUGUGUGUAUAUCAUACACCCACAUUUUAUAUAUAAUAUAUUAUAUAUUUGGUACUAACUUUGUAUUUUGAAAUUUUGCCAAAUCGCAAACACGGAUGUUCUCACUUGUAAGACUUCGGUACUUAAUAACUGAAUGUAUAAGAAAUGCUCUGGUAUGAGAGGAAAGAGUGUUGUAUGAUGUCCCACAGUCCAGAUGGCUCGACCAGCAGGCACGUUGCCUUUCUCACGUCUCGCCUCGUUGCAGCAUCACCUUUGGUCUCCUGGAAAGCAGUCUGUGUCCCGGCCAACCCGCAGGCCAGCCGCGCACCGCACUAGCGUCAAAGCUGACUGGUAGGAGUGAUACAGUAGUCACCAGUGUGCCACAAAUGCAUUUAUUAAAUGCAGAAAUAGACAUUUCUACAAAGGCCAAAAUCUUUUGUUGUAUGUUCCUUUCUUGUCAUUACAUUGUAUCAUAUUGUAAGAUUAUUGUAUGUCCUAAUUUGCAUUAUAAAAUGUUUUUUCCUACUUAAAGGCAUAAAUAUAGCAACUUUGUAUAAAGGUAGCUUUCUAGAUUUUUAUUUCUUUUAUAUAAAAAAAUCUAAACAGUGGGAGUACCAUUGCCAAAUUGUUUAUAAAAUUUCAAGUAAUUUUCCCUGUUCAGUGAAUUUGUUUUUACAAACAUUCCGUAUUUCUUAUACUAUGCAGAAAGAGUGUAUUUUUAUGCCAUUCCACAUUAAUCUUAAAAAAAAAAAAAUUCACUUCUUUUAAGCUGUUAUAGAGAAAGGUUACCAAAUGUGCAUUUUUAAAAAAAAUGUGUUAUGUACAUUUUUCCCCUUACCAGUGCCAACUUCAUUUGGAAAAAAAAAUUGUAGCAUGGCAAUAAACUAUUGAUUUUACAUUAAAAGUUGUCUGUGGGUUACUUCA
This is a messenger RNA of Serinus canaria (Common canary), 8505 nucleotides long. RefSeq names its product fibroblast growth factor receptor substrate 2 (gene FRS2). The record is from RefSeq and is a predicted model, not a curated record. Gene Ontology annotation, cellular component: cytoplasm; cell-cell junction. Bases 274 to 1800 code for a protein of 508 amino acids. Lineage: Eukaryota; Metazoa; Chordata; Aves; Passeriformes; Fringillidae. Gene Ontology annotation, biological process: cell surface receptor protein tyrosine kinase signaling pathway. The transcript is spliced from 7 exons.